Molecule: messenger RNA, 1758 nt
Organism: Penicillium coprophilum
Lineage: Eukaryota; Fungi; Ascomycota; Eurotiomycetes; Eurotiales; Aspergillaceae
Exons: 7
Coding region: 1-1758 (585 amino acids)
Cellular component (GO): cytoplasm
Molecular function (GO): protein binding
Source: RefSeq, a predicted model, not a curated record
AUGCACGUGAACAAGAGGAUCGGCCGAUUCAAACAAUGGGCUGGAGAACGCAUGGGUGGGGAGGCCAAGACCUGUCUCUCUGAUGAUUUCAAGGCAAUGGAGACGGAGAUGGGGGUGCGACAUGAAGGUGUUGAUCGCAUUCAUAAAUCCAUGACCUCUUAUGUGAAGGCUAUCUCGAAGCGCAAUGAGGGAGAUGACAAAGAGAAGACCCUCCCAAUUGCCCAUUUGGGAAGCAGCAUGGUGGCCCACGGCGAAGACUUUGAUGGGAACUCGGAAUACGGCCAAUGUCUGAUCAUGUUUGGACGCACCGAAGAACGCAUUGCGCGCAUCCAAGAAAGCUACAUCGCGCAGGCGACUUCAAGCUGGCUUGAGUCCCUCGAAAGAUCCCUGACUCAAAUGAAAGACUUGCAGCACGCUCGCAAGAAGCUUGACAGCCGUCGGCUGGCAUACGACACUUCUCUCUCUAAGAUGGAGAAGGCUAAGAAGGAGGACUUCCGCGUGGAGGAAGAACUGCGUUCACAAAAAGUCAAGUACGAGGAAGCUAGCGACGACGUGCUGCGUCGCAUGCAGGACAUUAGAGAAGCCGAAUCCGACAAUGUCAUGGACAUGGGGGCGUUUUUGGACGCCCAGCUUGAAUACCAUGAACGGUCCCGUGAGGCCCUCCUGCUGCUGAAGAAUGAAUGGGCUGGGAACGGCCAAGCGCUAGCCCCUCCCCGCCGUCCAACCCGUCCUCGUUCCAACACUGCCCACUCGUACCAGGAACGGUAUGAGCCGUUGCAGGAGGAGUCGAUCAAUGCCACGGAGAUUCGGCCUACCAUCCGAUCAACCAGAUCUAAUACGAAACUAUACACCGAGUCGCCCCCGCGAGAGACCUAUGGGAGUACCAGUGGGGCCACACGCCCCGUUCUCAGCAGAGUUCCCACCUUCGAAGGCCCAGCUCAACUGCGACAAGAACAAUCGCCAGUUGCAUCGCAGUGGAUUCAGCAGCGAACUGCCAGCGAGAAUCUGGCUGGGUUUGGACGUCGAGGCAGCACUCAAGUAGGGGGUCGAAUCUCCGCCGAUCCUUAUGCCGACUCCGAAGAGGUCAGCUCAUAUGGCCGUUCUAGUCCCGAGCGGAUGUUUAGCGGGGGCAGGUCUAUCUCACCCGCAACAUCUCAUGGCAGCGCAGUAUCCCGGAGACCCAGUGCAAACAACUUGAACACUAUUGGAUUGAAAAAGGCUCCUCCACCACCUCCACCAUCUCGUGCCAAGAAGCCCCCUCCACCUCCACCCAUCAAGCGGUCCCUUCUUGCUGCACCAAAUGCACUUAUCCCAAACCGGUACGGUACCAGAGCUGCGCUGCCCCAGGCUACAAUUCAGCACGGAAUCACGCUGUUGUCAGUCCUUUGCUCUGAGCACCCAGAUUUCCCCGAGCCUGUCGCGCAACUCCGUUCCCUCAUCUCCAUUUUCAUCCAUCCACUUUUUGAACGCGCCAUCCCAACGCGCCUUCAACUUUUGAGUUCCCUCCCCACCCUGCUUUACCCCGGGAACUCGCCUUUUUACUCGCUUUCUUUGACUCCCUUGUCCCUGAAAGUACCCGCUCCCCCCAUCGCAUCGGAAGCUCCGACCACGGCCCCAAACAUCACGCUUUCCAUCGCCAAGCAUCCCAUACAGUCGCCCACUGAUCGCAUUCACCAUAAACAAGCUCACCCCACACUGUUGCUUGCCAUUAUCUCGAUCGCGAUCGCCCUUCUCUUCCCCACGCGACUUGGCAAUUGA